This is a messenger RNA of Cheilinus undulatus (humphead wrasse), 694 nucleotides long. RefSeq lists its product as uncharacterized. Gene Ontology annotation, molecular function: ubiquitin binding. The coding region runs from base 34 to 615 and encodes 193 amino acids. Gene Ontology annotation, biological process: endosome to lysosome transport; protein modification process; protein transport. The transcript has 6 exons. Lineage: Eukaryota; Metazoa; Chordata; Actinopteri; Labriformes; Labridae. The record is from RefSeq and is a predicted model, not a curated record. Gene Ontology annotation, cellular component: ESCRT I complex.
AGUGCUGUUCUUACUUUCAGAUCAAAUCUAAUCAUGUCUUACAGUGAGGAAAAGAUUAAGAAAAUGCUUCCUAAGACAUAUCUUAGGAAGCAUGUGGCUAAUGAAAUUAGUGUUGCAGUGACUCACUUCAAACAUCUUGUCCCAGUGAUGGACAAAUACGUUUACAACGAUGGAACCACUAAGGACUUGAUGAGUCUGACGGGAACCAUUCAAGUCAAGUAUACUGACAAGUCCUACAACAUCCCUGUGUGCCUAUGGCUUGAAGAAAGCUAUCCCCAGACUCCCCCCAUCUGCUACGUCAGACCCACACGGGAGAUGAUGGUUGUCCGGGGAAAGUUUGUGUCCACUAAUGGGGAAGUGAUCCUACCUUACUUGGAUGAGUGGAAAAAUGGUGAAUGUGACCUGGUGAGCCUCCUCCAGGUGAUGAGUGUCAUGUUUGGAGACUUCCCUCCUGUUUGUAUGCGGCCCCAUCCCGAGCCAGAGCUGUCUUCUUGUUGGCUGCAGUUCCAUCAGAAACGAGCACGAGUGCUGUCAAAUUCAGAUGGAGAAAUGUAUCUGUGUUUACCCAAAGAAGACGGCCAACCUUUCCAGCAAGAGCAUGAAACAACCUGUUAGUCUUUGGUGAAGUUUUACUAUGUAUUUUUAUAGACUGUGUUUAUUUCAUGUGUUUUUAUGUAUGCUGUGUGUCAGAUGC